GUAAAAGAUACCCUUCUUUAGUUUUUGGGACACCCAAAUCGUCCAAGAGUAUUAUUGGGAAAAGCAGUCCUCUCUGGCAGUACAUACUGGAUCACUCUUUGCGGGAACAUCCAAUUCUAAAGAAGCUGCGACUGCUCACCGCUGAUCAUCCCUGCAGUAAAAUGAUGGUGUCCUGUGACCAGGCUCAGCUUAUGGCAAAUUUGGUCAAACUCAUUAAAGCCAAGAAAGUUAUUGAAAUAGGUGUUUUCACAGGUUAUAAUACCUUGAAUAUGGCUCUUGUCCUGCCAGAUAAUGGCAGAGUUAUUGCAUGUGAUAUAAAUGAGGACUGUGUCAAAAUUGGAAAGCCACUGUGGAAGGAGGCAGGGGUAGAGCAUAAAAUUGACCUGCGGAUUAAGCCAGCAAUUCAAACACUUGAUGAACUGUUGGCCAGUGGAGAAGCUGAAACCUUUGACUUUGCUUUCAUUGAUGCGGAUAAAGAAAGCUGCAAUGAGUACUAUGAAAAAUGUUUGUGCCUCAUAAAGAAAGGGGGAAUAAUAGCUAUUGAUAAUGUCCUUUGGAGUGGAAGGGUGCUAAAACCAAGAAAGGAUGACUUGGCAACCCAGAGCAUCCACCACCUCAAUGAGAAGCUUUUCAGAGAUGCACGAGUCAAUAUCAGCAUGCUCCCAAUGGGGGAUGGAGUCACAUUAGCAUUCAAGUUGUAA
This is a messenger RNA of Leptosomus discolor (cuckoo roller), 701 nucleotides long. NCBI's taxonomy places the organism in Eukaryota, Metazoa, Chordata, Aves, Leptosomiformes, Leptosomidae. The record is from RefSeq and is a predicted model, not a curated record.